AUGUGGCCACCCAGCUCCUGUCUGAGGUUGGCUCCACUCGUCCUCCUCCUGGUGGGCGUGGUCCAGGGCCAGAGCAGCAGUCGAGAGCACUUCGAGGAUGCGGACAAGUCCAGCGAGUACACGGAUCAGCAGUUUGACCUGCGGCACACGAUUCCCGGAGAACCCGGCUUGGAUUAUCCCAUUCUGAGUGCCCCGCCCAAGACGAGCUUUGUGUGCAAGGGAAGGCAUGAAGGUUAUUACGCAGACGUGGAGAGUCGUUGUCAGGCUUUCCGGAUUUGUGCCCAUACCGCCAGAACCCCUCAAGGAUUUGGUUUCCUCUGUCCCAAUGGAACGCUCUUCAGCCAGAAGAACUUUGUGUGCGAUUGGUACCGCAAUGUGAACUGCGAUGACUCGGAGAGAUUCUACGAAAUGAACGAGGAGAAAUCCGUGGGCAGCACCCACGAGAUGAUGGAGCGAGUGCGUCACAUGAUGGAGUACCCCAUGAAAACGAUCUCAAAGGCUUUGCAACAAACCCAAUCUCAGUCGCAAAAUCCGCAUCAAAGUUUUAGCAAAGAUUUAAGCACAGCAAGUGGUGUCCUAAGUCAACCGGCGGUUAUUAAACCCAAUGAAGUCCAGGAAACCCAAGUUGUAGGACGUGGAGAAGCUAUCAAAAGUGAACCUCUAAAUGCUGUGAAGACAGGCAGCGCAACUCUGGAUAAUGAUGAUGAGGGUAUCUAUGUGAACAGCUUGGGGGAACUUUCCUCAGACCCUGGCAUUCAGUUUGAUCACACCAAUGCCCACAUUGUGGCGGAAUAUCCCAGGGAAUACCACUACCAAAAGCAAAAGAACUUUGCCGAGCGGGUGAAUGCUGGCUUGGAAAUCCAAACCGAUUCGGAAUCCAACACUGGAGAGGUGAUGGCUCCCGAAUACAUCAAGCAUAUUAGAAACACCAAGGACGAGGCCGUGCAAGUAGAUCUUGUGUCGAAUAUAAACAACCUGCUGGAUGAGGUAUCCACCGAUGUGGAUCCUUCCGUUUCCGGCUAUCAAUCCAUGGCUCCGCCGAAAGUUAAGCAGCCCUUCCGGUUCCUAAGUCGGGGAUUCUCGAGGGGAAAUGAAAAGGGCAGCUCUUCCACGGGCUAUGGAUACAUUAAACCCAAACAGACGCCCAGCACUGUCAGAUUUACGCCCAAUGAGAUACCCACCGAAGAACAGAAAUCCAUCGAGCAUAAACACAAGUUUUCGAAAACCACAAGUAGCACCACUUCGACAUCCACUGAAUCGGUAGAACCACUGCUGAUAGCACCCACUUUGCCACCCGCUGAGAAUGAGGAAGUGACUACAUUAGCGGCACCUGAGAUUACCUAUACCUCCACCUCGGCAGCAGAACCACUUAGUUUUCUGGCACCACCACCAGCAGAAGUGGUGUCUACCGGGGAAGAAUCGGCCUUCGAGUCCAUUGGCCAGGCAGCUGCUCUGACUGGCAGUCUGCCCAUUGCUGAGGAUAUAGUCCAUGUGGAGCAGAGUCCCGAAUCCGCUGAGAAGCAGGAUGUCCAUCAGGAGGCAGCCAAGUUGCUGCUGGCAGGAGUGCAACUCACCUCCCACAACGAAGAGAAGGCUUUGGAAAGGAACGAAAUAGAGGUCACCAGUACCACCACCAGUAGUCCUAUUACCCCGGUCAUGCUCACAUCCACCGAAGUUGUGACCGAGAUCAGUAGCAUUCAGGAGCGCAUUCGUGGCUACCGCAGGAAUCGUCCUGGAGCCAAGUUGAAGCGUGCCCACAUCCGUCCUUUACCCACCGUGCGCACCACAACGACAUCCACCACCCCAAAGAGCACGGCAACCACUAAGAGCUACCUGGAACGUCUGGCAGCCAGUAGGUUGCGCCUUUCCAGACUCUCCCAGGCCACCAGGAGCACCACAAAGGCAACCACAACCACCUUGCCCAGCACCACAACAGCUCCAACGACCACCACCACGGUUUCCUCCUUCCAGCAAUUACGUGGAGGAGCUGAUCCGGGGCCAAACAAGAAGUUGACAGUGAGGGACCUUGAACGCGAGACCAGGAUUGCUCCCAGCAAGGCCAACUGGGACACGGUGCACAGCAACUUGCAACGUUUCCAGGUGCAACGCGGCAAUCGAGUGUACACACCAGCAACACGAGCACCUGUCAGCAAUGUGGGAAUCACCUCGAGCACCACCAGCACAACCACCACUCCCAGAAGCUAUGUUCAAGCCACCUCCCAACGAUCCACCGUCACCAUAAAUCGCGGAAAGAAUCGCUUCUCCAACUUCAAGACCCAAGCGCCAGUGCAAAGAACUCGGGGCACCACCACUCCAAGGAGCACCACCUUGCGGCCCACCUCCUCGCUUUCCUCGCUGAACCAACACAUCUCGGCCCUGGCAUCCAACUAUAAUGCUGGCUAUAGCUAUAACCCGGCUACCCAGACACCCCAGAUCAACAAGCCCAUCCAACAAUCACACCAGUCACCAUCACAAGUCUAUGCCACACACACCGCCAACGAUUUCGCUGGCCCCGCCUCUCAAUCCCAAACCACAUCCAGCCUUUCUCCCGCCUCCGCUUUCCUUUCCUUCGAUAAGCUAACCCGUGCCAUUGUUGACGAAUCCGUUUUGCAGAAUUUCAAGAGUGCCCAGUCACAGGGUUCCCAUCAACAGCAGCAACAGCAACAGCAACGCCAGCAACAGCAGCAACACCAAGUGGUCAAGCAGCAACAUCACUCGUUCAGCAGCAGCUACGCUAAGCCAGCAGCAGCACAAGCUAUUUCCUCUCUGACUGCACCGCCACGCCCCCAGCAAACAGCUCAGUUACCUGAGAUAGCUAUGCCCCCCGGAAUCGUGAUUGCUCGAGCUGAAGGCCAACGUAUUGCUCCCAACUCCGCCAGCAACAUCAUCUCGAACUUGGCCACUCAGGCACCCGUUACUAACAACCAAGGCAACUCUUAUGUUUCCCUCAACGAUUUCCUAAACAACAAAUUCGGUCAGAGUCCUGCCAGCAGCAGCAGCAAUAUUGCUCCUGCCGCCACUUUGCAACAGCAACAUCGAGUGCCGCAACAGCAACAACAUUAUCAACAGCAAGCCAUUCAGCAACGAGUGCAAAAGCAACCGGUACAGCAGCAACGCCAGUCUUCGGUACAGCAGCAACAUCAGUCGUCUGUGCAGCAGCAACGUCAGCCUGUGCAGCAACAACUGAGCUUCAUUUCACAGCAAUACCAACAACCCCAGCAGCAGACCAUCUACCAGCAAUAUCAGCAACCACAGCAGCAACAGCACUUCCACCAGCAGCAACAGCAACGCCCCACGAUCCACUCCAUCCAGCAACCAUAUCUGACGCCCAACAUUUUCGUGCCCUACCAGCAGCAGCAGCAGCAAUUGCCGCAGUUUCCGCCUCUGGCUCCACCCGUGGCCGUCUCCUCCGGGAAUAUUGCUCAGGGACCGGUGAUAGCCGGACGCCAUGUGGAUCACCUGAAUAUUCAGCUUCCCACGCUGGGCAAUGGUUUGAUACCCGGAUUGCAGUUGGCCCAGAAGCGCAGCGAUGUGUCGGCCAGCCAGCUGCAACUCACUGACUCCACGGGCAAGGCCAGCCUCUCCGGCGGAUCUGGCAAGAGCCGGGAACGAGCCUUCUACGCCGGACGCACAUCCUACGAUGUUCCCCAAAGCAGCGUGGGUCGACUGCCCAACGAUGUUACGCAGCAACUGCGCCGGCGGUUGCGCCGCUUCUAAACGAUAUUACGAGAUUAACGAGCUAGGACUAAAAACUUAACUUAUAGCUAAAUUAGUAAACUAUUUAUGCCUAA
Drosophila subpulchrella is the source of this 3791-nucleotide messenger RNA. RefSeq names its product negative elongation factor A. NCBI's taxonomy places the organism in Eukaryota, Metazoa, Arthropoda, Insecta, Diptera, Drosophilidae. Gene Ontology annotation, cellular component: extracellular region. Gene Ontology annotation, molecular function: chitin binding. The transcript is spliced from 5 exons. Bases 1 to 3717 code for a protein of 1238 amino acids. The record is from RefSeq and is a predicted model, not a curated record.